AUGCUCACUUCGACUUCGACUUCUCCCCCCAUGGUCAUGUCGACUUCGGGGAUCCUCAAGAUUCGCAUUGUCUUUGAAUCGGACGCUCGCAUCCCGCACCCCCGGUUGUCAGAAGAUGCUCAAGAUCUACUUUUUGCUUGCCCCCAGUUUCCAGGAGACGCUCGAGAUUUACUGUUUGCUUGUUUCACACAUAAAGGGAGCAAGCCCCACCAGGACGCCAAAGAUAUUGUAUUUUACAAUGACCCUGAUGAUAUUAUCCCACUUGGCACUCCGUCCUCUGCCCAGCCAACACUAUCUACCACUCCCACAGGCUCAGACGCCUUCUCAGUGCUGCUGAAGGCUGGGCGCAAACCAGCACCGGUUACUGCAGGUGCUCGUCGCUCCAUUCGGACAUUCAAGCCUUCUGCUCGCCUCCGCGAUGCCGACAACGCUUGCUCUCACCCAUCAUCCUCAAACAGCUCAACAGCCCGCAAACGUGCAUUAUCUAGUGCGACCGAGCGGCUAGUCAGCAAAAAGGUCGCAUUGCAGCUCUCAGCCCCGUUAUCUGAUGAUGACGACUUUCACGCGGCUGGUGCCGAUACGGAUACUGACACUGAUCCUGGCACUGGCCACACUGGCCACUCUGAGUCAGUCGAAGAUGAGGACGCACCCGAAGAUGACGAUGCGCCGACAGCUGAAGACGAACCUGACGACGAACCUGACGAUGAACCUCAAGACUCAAACAUCCGAGCCACUCUGUCAAAGAGUGAGCGCACUGCUGAUGUUCGCACUGUCUUCACUCGCAAUGACAAGGAAUGGGGAGCAUAUAGGAAUGGGCACCUUUCUGCAGCAGUAGAGGCUGAGGGCCAUGCAGCUUCGUUGGACAAGUAG
Suillus plorans is the source of this 870-nucleotide messenger RNA. RefSeq lists its product as uncharacterized. The transcript has 5 exons. The record is from RefSeq and is a predicted model, not a curated record. Lineage: Eukaryota; Fungi; Basidiomycota; Agaricomycetes; Boletales; Suillaceae. Bases 1 to 870 code for a protein of 289 amino acids.